AUGUCUGACAGAUGUGAGCUGUCUCGGAAAGAAAAAUACCUGCCUUCAUAUGCGAUCUCACAGGCGGAUUCACCGGUAGCUGCUCCGGCAGCUCCACAGGUGGCUUCACGAGCGAUUACACGGACUGCGAUCAUCCAUGAUGAGCAGAGGAGCCCGAGUGAAGAUGAACUCUCUUCUAUUGCGAGCUCGGCGGCGGAACCUUCGCGCUUGGGUGAUAUUGGAACACUCGUGCCCGCACUCCAGCCUUACCUCGCGCAGCCGAACUGCAAAACUGCAUUUGACUUGGACCAACAGCUAUGGAAACACCUUGCGGGAAACAAUACUCGCUACUGGGCCAACAAGAGUGACAGCCAGGAAGAGGACGAAAGACCGCUAUAUGCACCUCUUGACGAGAAUAGAAGAGAGAUACGAGUGCUGAAGAUCUCGCGCCCUUUUCAAAGCGGCGACGGCGGAGUCAACACCUUCCAAGCAGACCUCGUGUGCGUCUCACUAGAUGGAAACCCUUCUUAUCUGGCAAUAUCAUACGUAUGGGGCGAUCCUUUGAUUGUGGGUUAUUUUGAGUCCCAUCACAAGGGCCAGGAGAGACGAGUACCAUAUAACAAAGGUGUCUUUGACAUCAUUAACACCAUCUUAAAGCGAGGUACGACACUAUAUCUUUGGAUAGAUGCUCUGUGCAUCAACCAAGGAAACCUGAGCGAGAGGGCUAGCCAGGUUGCGAUGAUGGGAACAAUAUUUUCUCGGGCGCGGCAAGUUGUCGCCUUCAUCAGCCAAGCUGAUAAGACAUCAGCCAUAGCGAUGGAACUUAUCCUUCGGACGGCCAACUGCAUCUGGGCCCACGGAUCUCUGAGCGAUGCUGGCACAUCUCCAGGGUUGGCAAGCUUACUCUCCGAGAUUGGGCCUGUAGCUAGGGACUGGGAAUCUAUCAAGGGUCUGAUUUCCAGGCCCUGGUUCCAUCGCCUCUGGAUAGUGCAAGAGAUUGCCCUCGGCAACGACCCCGUCCUGGUUUGUGGGAAACAUACCUUUCCUUGGUGUGCCUUGACACUAUUCGUCCACUUUACCUCUGUGAUUCAACGAUUUUCGGCAUUUGACCGUAUCAGAAGUUCCACGCACGCCGCCUUUUUGACAGCCAUCGAGUGCCUGCCCAACAUUUCCAGAAUGUGGCAGGCACGCCGGGGGCAGACGAACGAUUGGCCGACAACGCCUUUCCUAUACAGUCUGUUCUCACUAAAUGCCGAUUUCAAAUCCACCGAUCCGCGGGACCGCAUUUACGCAUUGCUUGGCCUGGAAACGGCGAAGAAGUACAGGGAUGCGCUGCGCCCGGACUAUGGGAUCAAGGUCGAAGAUUUGUUUGUCAAGGUUGCGCGGCAAAUGCUCAUGAAUGGUGGGAGCAUCCAAUUCCUGCACAUGGCGGGCAUUGGCCACCGGCGUUCACUCAGCUUGCCAUCAAUCAUAGACUCCAUCUCCCUCAUCACACCUGAUCCUUCCCCGGAUUUUCCUACGUCGUGGGAGCAGAUGUCUGCGUACAUCAACGCCGUCAUGAGACUCCUCUUCGCCACCUACCCGGAACAUGUGGGGAAGCCACUUAAGGAGUGCCCCUGGUGGAAGACGCUGACUGAAACGCUGAGUGCCAGCGGGUCGCCCCUGUGGGAGCAGUGGACUUACUUGCCCACAAGGAUCGUCGACGACCUAGGGACGAUCCGGAUGCGGGCGGUGACCGAGGCCGGGUUCACAGAAUUCCUCCAACGGCUGAGCCGCUGGAUGCGUGGGUUGUACGUCACACCCGAGAAGAGCGUCGAAGAGUCCGACUUCACGAGCUCGUUCCUCACGGCGGCGGCGAUCGGGCGUAGGUUUUAUAUCUCGUCCGCGGGGAAUUUCGGCCUGGCUACCGAGGGCGCCCGGGCUGGAGACCUUGUUUGUACAUUUGAGGGCCACCGGGUGCCGUUCGUCAUAAGGCUGGUGGAUGAGGCGGAUAAGUCGAAGGGGGUACAUCUUGUUGGCGAGGCGGAAUAUAAGGCGGUGAGCAUAAAGAUCAUUUAUACUUUCCGCCGUACCAACAACAUUGAUGUGGACUAG
Diaporthe citri is the source of this 2073-nucleotide messenger RNA. RefSeq lists its product as uncharacterized. NCBI's taxonomy places the organism in Eukaryota, Fungi, Ascomycota, Sordariomycetes, Diaporthales, Diaporthaceae. The coding region runs from base 1 to 2073 and encodes 690 amino acids. The transcript has 3 exons. The record is from RefSeq and is a predicted model, not a curated record.